Molecule: messenger RNA, 4053 nt
Organism: Saccharomycopsis crataegensis
Lineage: Eukaryota; Fungi; Ascomycota; Saccharomycetes; Ascoideales; Saccharomycopsidaceae
Product: transcriptional regulator
Exons: 1
Coding region: 1-4053 (1350 amino acids)
Biological process (GO): negative regulation of transcription by RNA polymerase II
Cellular component (GO): Sin3-type complex; chromatin
Molecular function (GO): transcription corepressor activity
Source: RefSeq, a predicted model, not a curated record
AUGAUGUCUGACUAUCAACACCAGCCAUCUCAUCAGCAACAACAGCUACCCCAACAAACCCAAACACCUUCCUCUGCAGGAUCUUCAAUGUAUGGGGGUAGAAGGCUCAAUAUAGAGGAUGCCUUGUCCUAUCUUGAUCAAGUCAAGUCACAGUUUCAAAGUAAUCCGGAUGUUUACAAUAAUUUCUUGGACAUCAUGAAAGAUUUUAACACCCAGCGGAUUGAUACCCCGGGCGUCAUAGAACGUGUUUCAAGUCUUUUCAAAGGCCAUAAGGUCUUGGUAGAAGGGUUCAAUACCUUUUUACCUACAGGAUAUAGUAUUGAGUGCUCCUCUGAUCCCAAUGAUCCGAAUCCUAUUCGCGUAACCACGCCCAACGGAACCAUAACAACAACAACAACAUUAUCAACAAACGACAACCCAAAAAAUAUCAAUGAUUCUACAGGACAACAAUCAACGUCAUUAUACCAAGAUAAUAAUGGAAGCUCACACCAACAAGUAUCGCAACUGCAACAACCUUUAUAUCAACGAACAUCGCAAGAUGAAUCAGCAAGAUUAGAGCAAGUUCCAGUGGAAAUGGAUGACGCCAUUGGAUAUGUCAACAAAAUUAAAGUACGCUUUACCAAUGAGCCUCACAUCUAUAAAAACUUUUUAGACUUGUUGCAGACAUACAGAAGGGAACAGCGCCCAAUUCAGGAAGUCUAUCAACAGGUGGCUUUAUUGUUCAACUCGGCUCCUGACUUAUUAGCAGACUUUAAAAAGUUCUUACCGGACCCAGACAACAUAGCCAAUCCUGUACUGGAACCAGAACAGUCUAUUUAUCCUAAUAACCACUACCAAUAUGAACAGCAAGCAACGCAUAACAAACUUCCACCAUUAGUUUCCCACCAACAAUUGCCACCAAUGGGAAUGCGUUUCAAUUCGGUAGAUUAUCGACCACAACAACAACAGCCUCAACAUUCUGAACAGCUGCCUCAACAACAACAACAACAACAACAACAACAACAACAACAACAACAACAACAACAACAACAACAACAACAACAACAACAACAGCAGCAGUCACCAUCACAGUCACAACCACAAACACAAACACAAACACAACCACAAACACAGCCACAACAGCAGCCACAAGCACAACCACAACAGCAGCCACAAGCACAACCACAACAGCAGCCACAAGCACAACCACAACAGCAGCCACAAGCACAACCACAACAGCAGCCACAACAACAAUCACCACCACGGAAAGAAGAAAUCCAACUACCACCAUAUGGAAACUUUCAACCACCUCCUGCAAGAUCGUCUUCUAAUGGUCCCCAGAAAGUUGAAUUUGAAUAUGGCUACUCUUCUGAACGCGAAACUAUCAAAUCUGAGAACACUCAAAAUCAUUAUCAGGUCCAUCAGCAUCAAUUCACGAACACUGCUGAUGAAAAUCUUGCUAAGUCUACCUUAGAUGAUGAAUUAAAUUUUUUCGAUAAGGCUAAGAAGCAUAUUGGAAACAAAACGACUUACAACAAUUUUAUCAAAUUGCUUUCAUUGUAUUCUAGUGAAAUUCUCAGCAAAAGAGAGUUAGUGGAAAGGGUCGAACACUACAUUGGUGAUUCUGUGGAAUUGUUUCAAUGGUUCAAGAAUUUUGUUGGUUUUAAGGACACUCCAUAUCAUAUUGAAAACAUUAGCGAAUUUAAAAAGCACAGAUUGGAGCUCGGGUUAUGCAAAAGAUACGGACCAUCAUAUCGUCAAUUGCCUAAAGCAGAGACGUAUAUGCCAUGCUCUGGCCGCGAUGAAAUGUGCUGGGAGGUUUUGAAUGACGAGUGGGUCGGCCAUCCUACCUGGGAUUCUGAAGAAAGUGGUUACAUUGCCCACAGAAAGAACCAAUACGAAGAUAAUUUGUUCAGAAUUGAAGAAGAGAGGCAUGAAUUUGACUUUUACAUGGAAAAUAAUAUGAGAACCAUUCAAACGUUGGAGACCAUUGCUAAUAAAAUUGCCAGUAUGAGUCCUGAAGAGAAGGUCAACUUCAAGUUGGAAAAUGGGUUGGCGCAUACUUCGAAAACCAUUUAUAAGAAGAUUAUCAGAAAGAUUUAUGGGCCUGAGAAAGGUUUCAAGGUCAUUGAUGCGUUACAUGAAGCCCCAGUUUUGGCUGUUCCAAUCGUUUUGGGAAGAUUAAAACAAAAAGAUGAGGAAUGGAGAAAAUCACAUCGCGAAUGGUGUAAAUACUGGCGUGAACAAGAGCUUAAGAUUUUUUAUAAAUCAUUGGAUCAUUUGGGAUUGACCUUUAAGCAGACUGAUAAGAAAUUAUUAACCACAAAACAGUUGAUUUCGGAGCUCAGUACGGUUAAGAUUGAUACUUCCACUGGCUCAGGGAACGGUUCAAGUAAUAAUAGCAAAAGACUUAUCCCAUUAGCCCCAAAACCAAAAGAGCAACUCGAAUUUCAGUUUAAAGAUAAAGAUGUCCUCGCUGAUAUAAGCAGUUUGGUCAUGACUUGGAUCAAUGUUAGUACAUAUUCUAACAAUGAUAAGUUAAAGUUGAGUGAUUUUUUCAAUUCUUUUCUCGGUUUAUUUUUCAACUUGGAAGAUGAUGUAGCUUCCACAUUAGCCAAAUUACCAGAUACUGGAGACCAAAAAGAGAAUGAUGACAUACUUAAAUCGCCGCAAAGAAAACCUGUUCCUGAAACUAAUGGAUCACCAAACACAAGGAAGAGACAUCGUGAACCGGACUUAUUGAAAGAUGUCUUGAGAAGAAAUAAGAGAUUGAACUCAAAAAAGGAUGUUAAUUCUUCCCCUACAAAGGAUGAUGCCGCUAACUAUUCUAACAUGAAGCAAAACAGUAAUGUUGAUGAUGAAAUAUCCGAAAAUAUCAACAGAGCUGGAGAAUCAUGGAUCCAAACUAUUUCAGGUGACAGCACUGUCAUGGAGCCGGAUGAAUCAUUGUUACAAGGCAAACCACGUUCUAAGAGAGCAUUGUACAACUUGUUUUGUAAUACGUCGAUCUAUGUAUUUUUCCGCUACUUACAGGUUUUAUAUUUUAGACUAUUAGAAUUGAAGCAAAUGGACUCUGCCGUCGAAAAGGAAAUUCAUAACAGGUCGGAAGUGCCAUUCGCUAAGGAUUUGGAUUUGUUGAGUCACCAGUUGGUUGAAAUGGGGAUCAACAUUACUGGUAAUCAAUGCUACAAGCAAGUCUUGAAUUUAUCGCGCAAAUUAAUUGAUGGUGACAUUGAACAUCAAUGGUUUGAAGAAUGCUUGCGUCAAGCUUACAGAAAUAAGGCCUUCAAAUUAUUCACCGUUGAUAAGGUUGUGCAAGGGUUGGUAAAGCAUAUGCACAAUAUUACCUCCGAUAAUAAAACUACCGAAAUGAUGUUGCUUUUCGAACAAGACAGAGUGACCAGUUCUACCACUACCAAGAAGCAAAUCAUUUAUAGAAUGAAGGUGCGUCAACUUAUGAAUCUGGAAGAAAACAUGUUUAGAAUUGAAUUCAACGAAGCAGAGAACUCGGCGACUGUUCAGUUUGUUGCCCUAGAUGAUUUGACAUUAAAGGAUAAACGGAGUCCAGAGGAGCAAUAUAAUUAUUACUUGACAAGUUAUUUGAUGAGCCAUCCAACUGAAGGUGUACCGAUUUCUAAGAUCAAUAUCCCGUACGUUAAAUCUUCGUUGGUGUUACUUAGUGCUGCUGCUGCUGCCGCUAGUAGUGAAGAUAAUCACAGAGGUGAAUAUAAUAGCAAUACAGAUCAAGAAGGCGGUGAUGAUCAGUUUAAUUCUAAAGAAUCUGAUAUUGAUGGAUAUGUUGAUUCUCAAAUGAAGAUGAGUAUUGACGAGACUAGUUACAAGUUGUCGUUUGAGGUUGGAUCUUCAGAUGAAUAUACAAGAUACUCGGUAUUCAACAAGCCAAUUGAUGAGAAACUUCUCAACGAUAAGAAAAAGCUUGACCAUUUCAAAAACGGAGUCCUUGAUGGUGAAUUUGGUUGGAAAAAUGGUUUGGAAGAAGAGCAUAUUAAAGAAGGGAUGUCUAAGUUUCUUAAAGUGGUUGGAAAAUUAGAUGAUGCGGAGCUAACUGAAUAG